AUGGCGGCCGAUAAACGAGUCUCUCAGAUGAGAGAAAGAUUUUAUUCACACUUGUGUAUUAAAAGAAAAUCAGCAACUACUAAAAAUUGUACGUUUAUUGACUAUCAAUGGUAUGAACAAUUGUUAGAAGAAAUAAAAAAUGCAAAAACAGCCAAUAAGAAGUUACCCCGGGAUUAUUGGUUAUUGAAGCAUUAUGAUUUUAUAACUGUUGGUCAAAAACAUAGGUUAAUAUUUCCUGUGAAUACCCCAAAUAACAAUAUUAUAUAUUACGUUGCUGAUAGUGAAUUAUUCCAAGUACUUCACGAGGUGUAUCAAAGUAUCGGCCAUGGCGGUCGAGACCGUAUGCUGAACGAGCUUUCUAUACGAUACAAGAAUAUAACUCGCCACGAUGUUGAACUAUAUCUGCAACUUUGCGAACCGUGCCAGCCAAAACAAAAAGGAAUAAAAAAAGGGAUUGUCGUCAAACCCAUACUUUCAUCUGAAUUUAAUUCUCGCUGUCAAGUAGAUUUGAUUGACUAUCAAUCUCAUCCAGAUCGAGAAUAUAAAUUUGUAAUGGUCUAUCAGGAUCAUCCCAGGAAGUUUGUAAUAUUAAGAGCACUAAAAACACAACGCGCAGAGGAAGUAGCUUACAAUUUACUGGAUAUUUUUACAUUGAUUGGCGCACCAGCGAUCCUACAAUCAGACAAUGGUAGAGAAUUCUCAAACCAAAUUGUAAGCAGUCUUAAAACGUACUGGCCAACUUUAACAAUUGUACAUGGUAAGCUUAGACAUUCCCAAAGUCAGGGGAGUAUCGAACGAGCAAACCAGGACAUCGAAAAUAUACUAACAACUUGGAUGCAAGAUAGUGACAGUAAUCGUUGGAGUGAUGGUCUGCGCUUUGUACAACUCAUGAAGUAUAAAGCAUUCCAAUCAGGCAUCAAAAGAACACCUUACGAAGCUCUUUUUGGAUCUAAAGUAAAAGUUGGUAUAUCUUUACCUCUCGAUGAUACUCACAACUUGGAGAGUGAAGAGGAUCUAGAAAAUGUGAUUAAGUCAUCACCAAGUAUUUUGAUUCUUUCAGAAUCUUUAAUAGUAGAUCGAGUUCGGACACAAAAUCAACCUAUAGAGGCUCAACAUCAACAAACCCCCGUCAUCGAAAGUUCUGAGAUCCGUAAUGAAGUUUCGAAUGCUCAAAGUGCGUAA
This is a messenger RNA of Onthophagus taurus, 1182 nucleotides long. Its product is annotated as SCAN domain-containing protein 3-like. Lineage: Eukaryota; Metazoa; Arthropoda; Insecta; Coleoptera; Scarabaeidae. Gene Ontology annotation, biological process: DNA integration. The record is from RefSeq and is a predicted model, not a curated record. Gene Ontology annotation, molecular function: nucleic acid binding.